Messenger RNA from Aureobasidium musti, 759 nucleotides. NCBI's taxonomy places the organism in Eukaryota, Fungi, Ascomycota, Dothideomycetes, Dothideales, Saccotheciaceae. The record is from the annotation of a GenBank genome assembly.
AUGGCCGAUCGCUCACCGUACCCGCAUUCGACCGCUUCGGAUUCCGACUCGCAACAUACUUUCCACAUCGCCCACAAUGCUCCUUCAACGCUACCUAAACCACCAGCUCCUGUAGUCGUCCGAAAUUCAUCAGGGGAACUUAACGAGAAGCAAGGAGAUGACAGCGACCAUGAUGUCGAGAGACGGACCACUAGGUCACCUCGCAGGACCCAAGAGAUGACCGAGCGAUACAACCCUUACUUUGGACACAGUCCAUACGGUCGAUCAAGCAUUUCUUCGGAGGAGGAUGAUCACUUGGUAGACCAACGUCUGCAUCUCGAGUCCAAGGCUAUCAAGAUACUGCUCUACCUGUCUGGUCCUUGUGUCUUGGUUUCCUUCCUCCUCUGCAUCUGGUCCUUAAUUGUCUCUUUCUUCACCGUCCUAACCUAUCCUCUGCGGUUCUUCUCCGCCUCUCGCCAAUCCCUCCCAGACGAGCUCUGCUCACUCCUCGCUCGCUCAAAUCGUCUUCAACUUCGAGCAAUCUACUCUUUCAAUGUUGUCCAAGGAAAGAGCGCCUCAAGUCUGCUACUGGUCCAUGUUCUCUCUCCUUUCGUCGCCAUGGCUGUGUCUCUUAGCGCCUGGGCUGUCGCCAUCUAUUGGGUCUUCGCUGCCAUGAUUGGCGAUCCCGAUGGCACUGAAGGCGGAAAUGACGGUAGAGCUACUGUCCUCGGUCUUCGAGCUUACUGGGAAAUGUGGCUCUGUAAGGCCAUGAUCCAAUAA